Molecule: messenger RNA, 785 nt
Organism: Anguilla rostrata (American eel)
Lineage: Eukaryota; Metazoa; Chordata; Actinopteri; Anguilliformes; Anguillidae
Gene: rap1aa
Product: RAP1A, member of RAS oncogene family a
Exons: 7
Coding region: 173-730 (185 amino acids)
Biological process (GO): Rap protein signal transduction; cellular response to cAMP; negative regulation of synaptic vesicle exocytosis
Cellular component (GO): plasma membrane
Molecular function (GO): GDP binding; GTPase activity; GTP binding
Source: RefSeq, a predicted model, not a curated record
AGCUCAAAUCAAUUUCCAAUGUUAGAGCUUUAAGUACUUUUUUGGCCUAGCUUUAGCUACGAAGUCAGCUGUGACUGAAUCCAGACGGUCUGCACUGAGCUAACGUGGGUUCAAUGUGGACCGAGAACGCAGACUAGCAACUGCUGCACCGUUUUUUUGAACAGACCCCAUCAUGCGUGAAUACAAGCUAGUGGUGCUAGGCUCAGGGGGUGUGGGCAAAUCCGCUCUGACAGUCCAAUUUGUACAGGGAAUAUUUGUGGAGAAGUAUGACCCCACAAUAGAAGACUCCUACAGAAAGCAAGUGGAAGUAGACGGGCAGCAGUGCAUGCUGGAGAUCCUGGACACAGCGGGGACGGAGCAGUUCACGGCGAUGCGGGACCUGUACAUGAAGAACGGCCAGGGUUUUGCACUAGUAUACUCCAUCACAGCACAGUCCACGUUUAACGACCUCCAGGACCUGAGGGAGCAGAUCCUACGGGUGAAGGACACUGAGGACGUGCCCAUGAUCCUGGUGGGGAAUAAGUGUGACCUGGAGGAGGAGCGGGUGGUGGGGAAGGAGCAGGGCCAGAACCUGGCCCGCCAGUGGAACAACUGUGCCUUCUUAGAGUCUUCAGCCAAAUCCAAGAUCAACGUUAACGAGAUCUUCUAUGACCUGGUCAGGCAGAUAAAUAGGAAAACGCCGGUGGAAAAGAAGAAGGCGAAAAAGAAAUCAAACUGCACUCUGCUCUAAAGCUCCCGCCCGCAGCAGCUCUGAGCCAGGUGAGUGGGCGUGGCUACACCCGCUU